Molecule: messenger RNA, 2274 nt
Organism: Bombina bombina (fire-bellied toad)
Lineage: Eukaryota; Metazoa; Chordata; Amphibia; Anura; Bombinatoridae
Gene: SNRNP35
Product: small nuclear ribonucleoprotein U11/U12 subunit 35
Exons: 2
Coding region: 76-900 (274 amino acids)
Biological process (GO): mRNA splicing, via spliceosome
Cellular component (GO): precatalytic spliceosome; U12-type spliceosomal complex
Molecular function (GO): snRNA binding; mRNA binding
Source: RefSeq, a predicted model, not a curated record
CCUCGUUCUGCUUUGGCGAAUCAGAAAUCUGUUGAUGUCUGCGUGUGAUUCUGUUGUUCAGUUUGCGCUAUAUUGAUGGUUAGUGCUGCAUUUACAAUGAAUGAAUGGACACCUAUAGCAAAAGCAUAUGAUCCCCUUAAAGCUGGCAGCAUUGAUGGCACAGAUGAAGAACCACAUGAUCGUGCUGUCCUUCGGGCAAUGCUGGCCCGUUAUGUUCCAAACAAAGGUGUAAUUGGGGACCCACUCUUAACUCUGUUUGUCUCCAGACUAAGCCCACAGACAGAUGAAGAAAAGCUGAAGAAAGCAUUUUCACGCUAUGGAGAUAUUAAAAGGCUCCGGUUGGUGAGAGAUUUGGUAACUGGUUUCUCCAAAGGCUAUGCUUUUAUUGAGUACCAGAAAGAAAGUGCUAUAAUAAAAGCAUACAGAGAUGCCAACAAGCUGGUAAUUGAUAAAAAUGAAAUAUUUGUGGACUAUGAACUUGAAAGACGACUAAAAGGCUGGAUUCCUCGUCGUCUGGGAGGAGGCUUUGGGGGGAAAAAAGAAUCUGGGCAGUUGAGGUUUGGAGGUCGUGAUAGACCUUUUAGAAAGCCGAUAAACUUACCAAACUUUCCAAAUCAUGGCAGUGCAGACACCCGAGAAGAAAAAAGACAGAGGUCACGUUCUAGGGAGAGAGUACAAGAGUGGAGGGCUAAGAGAUCAGAGUAUGAACGAGGAAGGGACCCACGGUGGCAAGAGAAAGAUAGAUCACAGAACAGACGAGACAAAGAACAUUUUGAAAAACACUCCAAUGAAGAACGGAGUAGAGACAGGGAAAGAAGUAUUACAGACAGACAUCGGGGUGAUCGAAAGCGAGAGAGAAGCAAAGAGCGAGAUUACAAAAAACAGAGGGAUGAGGACUAAAACCAAUAAGUCACUUUUUUAUAUUUAUCAUAAGAUUUUCUUUUCCUGUGAUGUUUUAAAUGCUGAAUAUUGUGUAAAAAUUGUAUAGUUCAUUCUAUGGACAAUGGAAAUUUCUUCUGUUUUUAGCUUACUAUUCAAAGCAUAUAAUAUAUAAACUAAUGAAUACAGUUCUGUAACACAGAUUCAAUGUGGAAAAUGUGUUCUUAUUCACAAAAACAAGGCUGUAGUAGCUCAAAUAUUUUAAAGUUAAAGGAAAACAUAGGUGAAUAGAUUUGUAGAUAAAACCAUUGAUACUCUUCACUCCAUAACGUUUUAAACAACUUCACAAUUUACUUCUAUUAUCACAUUUUCUUAGUAUACUUUCUCAAAAAGCAUGAAUGUACGUUCAGGAGUGUGCAUGUGUCUGCAGUACUUUAUGGCAGCAGUUUUGCAACAAUGUUAUACAUUAGCAAGAGCACUAGAUGGCAGCACUGUUUCCUGUCAUGUAGUGUUGCAGACAUGUGCACGCUACCUAUCUAGAUAUCUCUUAAACAAAGAAUCGCAUGAGAAUUAAAUUUAAUAUUAUGUCAAUUUGGAAACUUUUUAAAUUGUAUUUUCUAUCUGAAUCAUGAAAGAAAAAUGUUGCGUUUCAUGUCCCUUUAAGAUUACUUUGUUUACAUACAUUUUUACUCUCUCUUUAUUAUAGUAAGAGUGUUCUGUUAUUUUGUUUGGUUGAUAGACAUUUGGCUGAACCCUGCCCUUUUUACUGGACAAUUAAAGAAACUAAAGACGAUUUAUGAACAACCACUCUACGUUAUACGUUGCUUGCUAUGUGCUGCUGCAAACUAAGAAUCAUACUGUAUGUUACCUAAUUAUGUUCUACACGCAUGUCCAAAUUGUCCAUUGUAUAAAUAAAGAUAGAGACAUGAAACCCCAUGUUUUUUAUGUGUUAUUCAUUCAGGGCAUAAAAUAAAUCAAAUGUAUUUCUAUUAUCAAAUUGUCUUCAUUCCCAUGGUAUUCUUUGUUGGAGAGUAAACACUGCUGCCAGCUAGUACUCUUGUAAAUGUAGAACAUUGUUAAAACUAUUCUUGCAAAACUGUUUACAUAUAGUGCUCUAGAUUUGUGCAUGCUCCUUAUCCUACCUACCUUGUUUUCAACAAAUAAAACAAUCUGGGUUUCAUGUCCCUUUAACACACUUGUAGCUACAUUCCCUCAGGGCUGGCGCUAAGAUUUUUGGCUACACAGGCAAAGACACAUUUUACUGCUUACCUGAAUCAAAUUAUAUACCUUGCCAUUAUGUUUCUUAACAUAAUGUUCUAGUGGUGUUUUAAGCAACUAUAGAUAACUAUUUUAUCUGUAAUGAUAGAGAAAAUAAAUUUCCGUUAUCACAUUAAA